This is a messenger RNA of Phycodurus eques (leafy seadragon), 1302 nucleotides long. RefSeq names its product microtubule-associated protein 1 light chain 3 alpha (gene map1lc3a). Gene Ontology annotation, molecular function: ubiquitin protein ligase binding. The record is from RefSeq and is a predicted model, not a curated record. Lineage: Eukaryota; Metazoa; Chordata; Actinopteri; Syngnathiformes; Syngnathidae. The transcript is spliced from 4 exons. The coding region runs from base 193 to 576 and encodes 127 amino acids. Gene Ontology annotation, cellular component: cytosol; autophagosome; autophagosome membrane. Gene Ontology annotation, biological process: autophagy of mitochondrion; macroautophagy; cellular response to nitrogen starvation.
ACGUCACUGACGAGUCACGUGUCUUUGGUGGGGAAAAAUAACAGAUAAAAAAAAUAAAAAAGCUUGUGUUCGCCGUCAGCAGCAGCAGCUUGUUUUGCGUUCUUUCUCUCUCUUCGCUCAAGCAAGAGGCUCCAAAGUGUUCACGACCUUCUUCGUCAAGUUUAACGUUAACCGUCGUCCGCAAGCCGCAAGAUGCCGUCCGACAGAGCCUUCAAGCAAAGGAGGACUUUCGCUGAACGCUGCAAAGAAGUCCAGCAGAUCCGAGAACAACAUCCCAACAAGAUCCCUGUGAUCAUGGAGCGUUACAAGGGUGAGAAACAACUUCCUGUUCUGGACAAGACCAAGUUCCUGGUCCCUGACCAUGUCAACAUGAGCGAGCUGGUCAAGAUCAUCAGGCGCCGUCUUCAACUGAACCCCACCCAGGCCUUCUUUCUGCUGGUCAACCAGCACAGUUUGGUUUCCGUGGCGACGUCCAUCUCAGAGAUUUACGAGCAGGAGCGCGACGAGGACGGCUUCCUGUACCUGAUGUACGCCUCGCAGGAGACCUUCGGCCGCGCACGCUCACCAAUUCUUUAAAUUUCUUUGAACAAUCUUUUAUUUUGAAGGGUUGGAAGAAGCAUCUGGCACAGUCAGGCAAAAUGUUAAAGUUGAAUAUUAGCAGCAGCUAGCCGGUGUUUGGUAACGUCAGUCUACUUUUGUUUCCCGAUAUCAAUAAAAGUAGAUGUAGGCUAUUAUAAUGGUAUUCUAUUUUUGGUAAACAAUUUUUGCACAGUCACAGCAGCAGUUGGAAAUCUGUGAUCCAUCAAUGUUGGCGUGCAUGCUAACAGGCACGCGCAAUCUUGACUAAAUUUACAAUCGGGCUCACGAGGCCACACGUGUGAGAUGCAUUAGCAUUACGACAACACGUAGACAAGGUGUUUUUCCCCCGUCAAUCAAAGAGCACGGCCAGAGAAAUGUUAAGCUAAACCGUAGAGCCCCUUUAUCCUCUGUUUAACGUUGUCAAUUGAAGUAAAUGCCAAGUUGGAGCAUCUUUUCUCUUGAAGUUGACUUGCCAGUGUGUUAAUGCAAACAGGAAAUGGUGAGGCGUGUCACUUCCUGUAAGACAAACAAGCAUCUUUUGCACUGCAAACAUAAAACGUCAUUAUUCCUGGUAGGAACACUACAAACUUCGCACAGUUUUUUUAUUUUUAUUUUAUUUUACUAUUGAAAUUGAGAAAUCUACAAACCAAAAUGUGAAAUGUGUGUGUUGUAAUGAUGUGAAGUUGUACUUAAAUGUAAAUAAAUGUCAACUUGAAAAGCUAA